CGCCUGGUGCGGCGCUGCUGCUGCUGGGACCUGGGGACCUUCCUCCCUCCUCCCGCUGCCACCCCGGCCUCUCUGCUGCAUCCAGCUGGGAAAGUGGCCCUGGCCAGAGCUCUGCCUCCCACCCCUUUGGCUCUGAUCCAUAUUUCCAACCUUUUGGGCCGGGCGGAUGGAUUCUCAGUCAGGGAAGAGGUGGAGGAAGGUGGGAACGCGGAUAAAAUGAUCGGGGAACUGAUCGAAACGGCCUCGAGCCCCCAGGAACUGUUCCAGCUGAGUGAGCUCCAUGCUCUGAACAGCAACCAGGCUUCCCUGGUCAUCACUCAGCUCUCCAGGCUGGCCGUGGAAAAAAAACUGGACACUGAAAAUAUUCUUCGGGAUGAACGUUUCCAACAGCUCCUGGGGCUGACGGAUUCCCAGAUCUCCCAGGUGUGGAACAACACCCUGCAAGGCAAGGAGAGCAAGCUGCUCCAGGAGGUCCUCAAGAAGCUGGAGCUACGUUGGACUGAGCUCGAGGGCACCAGGACCGUGGUGAUGCUGAUGAGCAAGGUGGGACACGUCUCACCGGCGCUGAUGGACCGGCUGGAGGACAAGGCUCUGGAACUUGCUGAGCAGUUUGGUCCCGAGGACAUCCGGAAAAUCACGUUGGCCUUGGCCUACCAGCGCCGGCGCUGCAUCCCGCUGCUCCGAGCCCUCUCCUACCACCUCCUCCAGAAGCACUCAGAGCUCAGCCUCAACGUCCUCACAGACCUGAUCUUUGCCUAUGGAAAACUGAAUUUCCACCAGCCCCAGGUGCUCCAGAAGGUGGCCUCUGACCUGCAGCCCCACCUCCCCACCAUGACCCCCCUGGAGCUCACGCGCUGCACCCGAUCCUUUGCCCUCCUCAAGUGGCUCAGCCUGCCCCUCUUCGAGGCCAUUGCCCAGUAUGCCCUGGACAAUGCCCAGCAGCUCCCAGUCACCCACCUGUGUGGGAUCAUCAUGUCUUUUGCUCGCCUUAACUUCCAGCCCAGUGGAAAUGAGGACUUCUUCUCCAUGGUCCAUAAGGUGCUCCAGGCCCAGCUGGACCAGCUGGAGCCCCAGCUGCUGACAGAGCUGGUCUGGUCCCUGUGUGUCCUGCAGCAGGGCAGGGCUCCCUACCUGCAGCGGGUGCUGGCGCCGGAAUUCCACGCUUGGAUCCGAGAUGAUCAGUCCCUCAAGGCGCAGAACCUGAGGCUCAAGCUGGUUCACAUCAACACCACAGCCAAGCUGGAGGUUCCCGAGUACCAGGGGCCGUUCCUGCCCCCCGAGAUGCUGGUGUCCCCAGAACGGGUGGGGGACAAGGUGACCCUGCUGCAGAGCAGCCUGAGGGAGGCUCUGCUGGGGCCUGGGCAGCGGAAGGAAGGAAGGAAGGAUGUGGGGGUGGUCUCGGGAGUCCCUGUGUCCCCUCCUCCCCCUGCAGAUGCCGAGGUGGUGGUGAACAGUGAGAACAAACCUGUGCCCCUGAGGGACUUUGCUGCCCCCCACCUGCCCCGCUGCGAGGGGACGGAGCCGCUGCCGCCGGGCGCCCGGAGGGUCGCUUUCCUCCGUUGGGAAUUCCCCAAUUUCAGCAACAGAAGCAAAGAGCUGCUGGGCCGUUACGCCAUGGCCCGGCGCCAUCUCCAGGCCGCCGGGUUCCUCCUGGUGGACGUUCCUCACUACGAGGUCCUGGAGCUGAAGCAGGAGCGGCAGCGCUGGGCCUACCUGAGGGACAAGCUGAACAAGGCCGUGGCCAGGGAGCUGGCAGCCUGA
This is a messenger RNA of Chaetura pelagica (chimney swift), 1761 nucleotides long. RefSeq names its product transforming growth factor beta regulator 4 (gene FASTKD4). Gene Ontology annotation, biological process: regulation of mitochondrial mRNA stability; mitochondrial RNA processing. The transcript is spliced from 11 exons. The annotation marks the transcript as partial. The record is from RefSeq and is a predicted model, not a curated record. Gene Ontology annotation, molecular function: RNA binding. NCBI's taxonomy places the organism in Eukaryota, Metazoa, Chordata, Aves, Apodiformes, Apodidae. Gene Ontology annotation, cellular component: ribonucleoprotein granule; mitochondrial matrix.